AUGCACUGGCAGACUGAAAUGGGUGAAGACAGCAUUAGGAAGAGGAAGGAGUCAAAGAAUGGCUCCACUGGCCUCAGCGUGGACUCUCAGGCUGAAGACAAGCUGCCUGUGAAAGCCACUGUGCUUCAAAAGGAUGUUGGUCUGCUGAGCGGCAUCUGUCUGAUUGUGGGGACUAUGAUUGGUUCAGGCAUCUUCAUUUCUCCCAAGUCUGUUCUGCUGUACUCUGGAGCUGUGGGACCCUGCCUCCUUAUCUGGGCUGCCUGUGGUGUGUUAGCCACUCUGGGGGCCCUGUGCUAUGCUGAGCUCGGCACCAUGAUCACCAAAUCUGGGGGGGAGUAUUCGUAUUUAAUGGAGGCUUUUGGCUCCCUCUUAGCCUACCUUUACUCUUGGACCACUGUUAUGGUGCUGAAGCCCUCUGCCUUUGCCAUCAUCACACUGAGCUUUGCAGAAUAUGCCUCCACACCUUUCUACCCUGGCUGCACUCCUCCUCUCAUUGUUACCAAGUGUCUGUCGGCAGCAGCUAUAUUUCUGAUUGUCACUGUCAACUGUUUGAGUGUCAAACUGGCGAGCUACAUGCAGAACCUCUUCACAGCAGCCAAACUUUUCAUCAUUCUUGUCAUAGUAGUAGCCGGGAUUCUUAUGUUGGCACAAGGAAAAUCGAAAAGUUUUUCAAAUGCCUUUGAGGGCAGCUCAUCGUCUAUUGGAACAAUUGGACUUGCGUUUUACAACGGGCUUUGGGCUUAUGAUGGAUGGAAUCAGCUGAAUUUCAUCACAGAGGAGCUGAAAGACCCAUACAGGAACCUGCCACUGUCCAUCCUCAUUGGGAUUCCUUUGGUGUCUGUGUGCUACGUGUUGGUCAAUGUUGCUUACUUCACUGUUAUGAGCACCACUGAAUUGCUGUUGUCUCCAGCUGUUGCCGUGACUUUUGGAGACAGAGUCCUUUACCCUCUGUCUUGGAUUGUUCCACUUUUUGUUGUCUUGUCUACAUUUGGCUCUGCCAAUGGAAGCUGCUUCACUGCUGGCAGGCUGGCCUAUGUAUCUGGUAGAGAGGGUCACAUGGUGAAAAUCUUAUCCUAUAUUAGUCUGAGGCGGUACACGCCGUCCCCUGCUCUCAUAUUCAAUGGUAUUUUGGCUAUUUUCUAUAUCAUCCCAGCGGACAUCAACACCCUCAUUAACUACUUCAGCUUUGCUCAGUGGGCAUUCUAUGGUCUGACAGCCUUGGCUCUCAUAGUCAUGCGUUUCACCAGGAAAGAAUUCCACAGACCAGUGAAGGUGCCGAUUGUCAUACCAUGCCUAAUGGUCCUGGUGUCCUGCUACUUGGUGCUGGCCCCUAUCAUUGAUAAGCCAGACCUGGAGUACCUUUACUGUACUAUCUUUAUCUUUAGUGGACUCCUCCUUUACUACCCUUUCAUCCACCUGAAGGUCAACUGGGCACGCAAACUCAUGAGGCCCAUCACUAUGCAUCUCCAGCUACUGAUGGAAGUAGUUCCUCCUGAGAAAUCUGAAUGAGAAGAGACAGAAAUGACACCCAGGUCA
Scomber japonicus (chub mackerel) is the source of this 1536-nucleotide messenger RNA. It is a transcript of the gene slc7a9, whose product is annotated as solute carrier family 7 member 9. Gene Ontology annotation, molecular function: L-amino acid transmembrane transporter activity. Gene Ontology annotation, biological process: amino acid transmembrane transport. The record is from RefSeq and is a predicted model, not a curated record. The transcript is spliced from 12 exons. The coding region runs from base 1 to 1509 and encodes 502 amino acids. Gene Ontology annotation, cellular component: membrane. Lineage: Eukaryota; Metazoa; Chordata; Actinopteri; Scombriformes; Scombridae.